Molecule: messenger RNA, 2320 nt
Organism: Pungitius pungitius (ninespine stickleback)
Lineage: Eukaryota; Metazoa; Chordata; Actinopteri; Perciformes; Gasterosteidae
Gene: tmlhe
Product: trimethyllysine hydroxylase, epsilon
Exons: 7
Coding region: 993-2231 (412 amino acids)
Biological process (GO): carnitine biosynthetic process
Cellular component (GO): mitochondrion
Molecular function (GO): iron ion binding; trimethyllysine dioxygenase activity
Source: RefSeq, a predicted model, not a curated record
ACAGCUCCCAUCAUAAAACAUGCAGAACACCUUCAAGGGAAAAGCAUUUAUGGGCUUCUUUCACAGAAGACACUUUAGUAUUGUGAAUGCUGGCUCACUGUCAGUGCCUACUGGGACACUUGACGAGUUCACAGGCAUUGUUGGUUUUGAAAACAUCUGUGUUUCUGCUGCUGUGGCAAGUUGUCUGCUGUAAGAAAUGAGCCUAUGGAGACAUAGGAUCCCGGCAACAUAUAGAGACAAACCAGCCUGCCCAGUCUAACAAUUGCACUCAUCUGAUCACUCAGCUGCCUGCACACCUGCUAUCAACCACUCUCCUCUCACCUCAUUGUUUCAUUCAUUGUUUGCGAAAUUGCAAUACGUGUGUGUGUGUGUGUGUGUGCUUCUCUCGCUUGCUUGUAAACUGUAGAUUUUAAACCAAGACGGGGUUUCCCAUUACAGCUUUGUUUGUUGAGUUUUACCUCUGUGCGUCUCUUUGUCUGGGCCCAAACGCACAAAACUGCAUACCUAUUGUAGACUUUUGAGUUGAGUCAACUCUCCUUCAGCACAAGCUUCAUAGACACUGCAUCCGGGUAUUUUAGAAGACCAUGCAUGCGCCAAACUCCCCCCGCACUGUAGGCUUUUCAUGAUUUCAAUCGAGGUUUAUACUAGGCGUGAAAUAAAAUCACAAUAUAGUGUUUUUUGCUGUUGUACGCCAUUAUUGCACUGGUGUUCCGGUGUAUGUGCUUUUAUUGUGAAGGAGCGAACGGAAAGAGACGAAAAAGGUGUCGCGUAUGGAGGGAGAAUAAAGUUAGCGCAGAAACGGAGCACCGUGGUUAUUGAUUCAUUACUAACCCAAAGCAACCUGUGUUCAAUGAUUGAUCUCGGCAAAAAACGAAUGUUGUCUGAUUAAAGGCUCAAGAGGUCGGUUCUGCCCCUUCACGCUGGUGGCUCCUCGGCGAAGAAGACGGUCAUCAUUUUAAGUUCGGGGGCAAACAUCAAACAUCGCGUUCACAAUGUUGGGCACGUUCGUUGGGACUCUGGUUAAAAAGGCUCAGCCUCAGCUGCUGUCCGGUUUCAGAAACCCGCCGCUUCCGUGGAGACGCGUGACUCAGAUCCGCGCGUGUGCCGCGCUGUCGGCCACAUUUCAGUCCCUGGAAGACUGUCUCGUGCUCAACUACGGAGGGACGCCCAUGCGGUUUAACUACUUGUGGCUGCGGGACCACUGCCGCUCCCCCUCUUCAUACAAUUCCCAAACGAACCAGAGGAACCUGGACACCGGAAGCGUCGACCUCAACAUCCGUCCGGAAAAUGCAACCGUGCAAGAUGGCCAGCUCAUUCUUACGUGGCCUGGAGGUCACGUGUCAGAGUUCAGCUUGCGCUGGCUAGCUGAGAACAGCUAUGAAGCACAGAAGCAGAGCAUUGUCCAACCACGCACCCUUUGGAAUUCAGACAUCUAUAAAAACGCAAACAUACCGUCUUCCAAAUGGGACACGUUCAUAAGCAGUGAUGAUGAAGUGAAGAAGUUUCUUCAAAACUAUCUUCUUUAUGGGAUCGCUUUUGUAGAUGAUGUCCCUGCUACAGUAGAGGCCACAGAGACAGUGGCCCAGAGGGUCAGUCUUAUCAGGGAAACUACAUACGGAAGAAUGUGGUGUUUUACCUCAGAUUUUUCUAGAGGAGACACUGCGUACAGCCAGCUCGCCCUGGACCGUCACACUGACACCUCCUACUUUCAGGAACCAUGUGGAAUCCAGGUCUUCCACUGCCUGAAGCACGAGGGGACUGGGGGACGGACACUACUUGUAGACGGGUUCUACGUGGCUGAAAAAGUGCGAGAGCAGUCUCCUGAAAACUUUGAGCUGCUUUCACGUGUCCCGAUCAGGCACGAGUACAUUGAAACCUCCGACCACCAUCAAAACCACAUGACAGGCAUCGGGCCGGUGCUUAGUGUCUAUCCUUGGAACAAUGAAAUGUACCUCAUACGAUACAACAACUAUGACCGAUCGGUGAUAAAUACAAUACCUCAUGACCUGAUUCAGCGAUGGUACGUGGCACAUAGAGAGUUGACUACAGAACUGAGGCGGCCAGAGAAUGAGCUUUGGGUGAAACUGACUCCAGGAAAAGUGAUUUUCAUAGACAACUGGCGUGUGAUGCACGGCCGGGAGUCUUUCACUGGCCUCAGGCAGCUCUGUGGAUGCUAUUUGACCAGAGACGACGUCCUCAGCUCCGCACGCUGCUUCGGUCUGCUGGCCUGAUCCUGGACAUGGAGGUUCCUUUACCUCUGUGCCUAUUUAAUUCAUUAAUUAGAAUAUAGCUUCCGGCUUCAUAUAUUGUCUUUGUGCAA